AUGGGGAAGUCGGAGAGCCCAAUGGGGAUGGUGGAGAGAGCUGGCCAGCCUAAGCAGAAGCGCAGAGGCUUCCUGGAGGGGGGACUGCUGCUGCUGCUGCUGCUGGUGACAGGUGCCCUGGUGGCCCUGGGUGUCCUCUACAGCAGAGGGAAGCAGCUGCCCCCCUUUAUUAGCCGGCUGCGCUUCUCACAGGAAGAGAGGACCGUUGUAAAACGAGAAUCCCGAGCCACCAAAGAGUCCUCCCAGGACACUGAUGUCUGCACCACUCCUGGCUGCGUGAUGGCAGCAGCCAGGAUCCUACAGAACAUGGACCCAUCUAAGGAGCCAUGUGACGACUUCUACCAGUACGCGUGUGGAGGCUGGCUGCAGCACCAUGUGAUCCCCGAGACCAACUCCCGGUACAGCGUCUUCGACAUCCUUCGGGAUGAGCUGGAGGUCAUCCUCAAAGGGGUGCUGGAGAAGUCCUCUGCCAAAGACCGGCCAGCUGUGGAGAAGGCCAAGAUGCUGUACCGCUCCUGCAUGAACGAGAGCUUGAUAGAGAAGCGAGACUCCCAGCCUCUACUGAACAUCUUAGAGGUGGUGGGAGGCUGGCCGGUGGCCAUGGACAAGUGGAACGAGACCAUAGGCCCUAAAUGGGAGCUGGAACGGCAGCUGGCUGUGAUGAACACGCAGUUCAACAGGCGUGUCCUCAUUGAUCUGUUCAUCUGGAAUGACGACCAGAACUCCAGCCGGCACAUCAUCUAUAUAGACCAGCCCACCUUGGGCAUGCCGUCCCGCGAGUACUAUUUGAGUGAUGGCAGCAACGAGAAGGUGCGGGAAGCCUACCUGCAGUUCAUGAUGUCGGUGGCCACCAUGCUUCGGAAGGACAUGAACCUCCCCAAAGACAACCACCUGGUGCGGGAAGAAAUGGUGCAGGUGCUAGAGCUGGAGACGCAUCUGGCCAACGCCACGGCACCACCGGAGGAGAGGCACGAUGUCACUGCCCUGUACCAUAGGAUGGACCUGGAAGAGCUGCAGUACAGGUUUGGCCUGAAGGGGUUCAACUGGACUCUCUUCAUACAAACUGUGCUGUCCUCUGUCAAAAUCAAGCUGCUGCCGGAUGAGGAAGUGGUGGUUUACGGCAGCCCCUACCUGAAGAAUCUCGAAGACAUCAUUGACGUCUACUCAUCCAGGACCAUCCAGAACUACCUGGUCUGGCGUCUGGUGCUGGAUCGUAUCAGCAGCCUGAGCCAGAGAUUCAAGGAGGCUCGGGUGAACUAUCGCAAGGCACUGUAUGGCACAACAGUGGAGGAGGUGCGCUGGCGGGAAUGUGUCAGCUACGUCAACAGCAACAUGGAGAGCGCCGUGGGUUCCCUCUAUGUCAAGGAGGCCUUCCCUGGGGAAAGCAAGAAACUGGUCAGAGAGCUCAUCAACAAGGUGCAGGCGGUGUUUGUGGAGACUCUGGAUGAGCUAGGCUGGAUGGAUGAGGAAUCCAAGAAGAAAGCCCAAGAGAAGGCCCUGAACAUCCGGGAGCAGAUCGGCUACCCCGAUUACAUCCUAGAGGAGAAGAACAAGCGCCUGGAUGAGGAGUAUUCCAGCCUGCACUUCUCAGAGGACCUGUACUUUGAGAACAGUCUGCAGAACCUCAAAGCCAAUGCCCAGAGGAGCCUCAAGAAGCUUCGAGAAAAGGUGGACCAGAAUCUCUGGAUCAUCGGGGCCGCAGUGGUCAAUGCGUUCUACUCACCCAACAGAAACCAGAUCGUGUUCCCUGCCGGGAUCCUCCAGCCACCCUUCUUCAGCAAGGAGCAGCCACAGGCCUUAAACUUCGGGGGCAUCGGGAUGGUGAUUGGGCAUGAGAUCACACAUGGCUUUGAUGACAAUGGCCGGAAUUUCGACAAGAAUGGUAACAUGUUGGACUGGUGGAGCAAUUUCUCUGCCCAGCACUUUCGGGAGCAAUCGGAGUGCAUGGUCGACCAGUACAGCAACUUCUCCUGGGACCUGGCAGACCAGCAGAAUGUGAAUGGGCUCAGCACCCUGGGAGAAAACAUCGCAGACAAUGGUGGGGUGCGGCAGGCGUACAAGGCUUACCUAAAGUGGAUGGCAGAUGGCGGCAAGGAUCAGCUACUGCCUGGACUGGAACUCACCUAUGACCAGCUUUUCUUCAUCAACUAUGCCCAGGUUUGGUGUGGGUCCUACCGGCCAGAGUUCGCCGUCCAGUCCAUCAAGACUGACGUCCACAGUCCCCUAAAGUACAGGGUCCUGGGCUCCCUGCAGAACCUGGCUGCCUUCUCCGAAGCAUUCCACUGCACCCGGGGCACUCACAUGCACCCCAGGGACCGAUGCCGCGUCUGGUAG
Messenger RNA from Castor canadensis (American beaver), 2334 nucleotides. The record is from RefSeq and is a predicted model, not a curated record. Lineage: Eukaryota; Metazoa; Chordata; Mammalia; Rodentia; Castoridae.